UGAGACUGAGAAUUUGCUGAAGGUAUUUAGAAACGUGUUUUCAAGUCCUAAGCGAACCUCUACUUGUGGCAGCAUGUCAAAAAAACUUUCAUCCAUCCAGGGAGUGAGUUCUGAUCCAGAAGUUUUAAAAAUAUUGAGAGAACGUGAAGAACUUAAGUCAACGCUGAAAAAAUAUGAGCGCCAUGUGGCAGAAAUUCAGGGUAACUUCAAAGUUUUAACAGCUGAGAGAGAAAAAAUUGUCAAUCUUUAUGAACGGGCACAGGAAGAGAUUUCCCGACUUCGUCAGGAAGUUAUCAAAUGCUCCAGGACUCCUAAAAGUACUGUGACAGCUCAAGCUAUGUUAAGACAUGUGGAGAUAGAAAGGGAUACAGCACUGUCAGAUUUCCGAAGGAUGACUACAGAACGUGAUAGUCUCAGGGAGCAGUUAAAGAUUUCCCAAGAGACUGCAUUUAAUGAAAAGGCUCAUUUGGAACAGAGAAUUGAAGAGCUAGAAACUACUAUUCAAAAUUUAGAUAGUGAACGGUUAGAACAGAUGUCCAAAGUGGCGCUAAUGAAAGACACCAUUGAUUCUCUGGAAACUGAGAUGAAAAAAUUGGCAAGAAGAGCAUUGGACUCUGAAACUGAGCUGAGGCGACAGGAAGCUGAAUAUGUUUCACUUAGAAAAUCUGCUGAAGCACUCUGUAUCUGUGAGAAAGAUAUCACCAGUUUGCAUCAACAGCUACAAGAAAUGAACAAAGAACUUGCACAGACUAACAAGAACAGAGAAUCAUUAGCUCAGGAGAAUGACAGGUUACAACAGCAUCUUUCUAAUAUUAAGCAAGAAAAUCAGGUACUAUACAAAAAACUAGCAAAGUACCAAAAUGAGCUCGACGAUAUGAAGUUGAGAGCCCAGGAUUCAAACACAGAUAUUGUCAGGCUGAAGGGUGUACUGAAGUCUAAAGAGAGAGAGAACUGCGAGCUUUUGGAGAAUUACGACAAAGCCCGUGAACAAGGAGAAAGUUGGGAAGCAAAAUGCCAUCAAGCAGAAGCAGAUUGUCGCUCUGUUAGACUGGCACUGAUCAGUGCGGAGUCUGAGAACCGCAGAUUGAAAGAGAAAAUGGAGUCCCUUGAAACAGAGAUGGAGCAACAUUUAACAACAGAAGCAGCAUACAAGUCUCAGAUUUCUGCCUUAAGCAAGUCUCUUGUGAAAAUGGAAGGAGAGCUUCAAAACGUACAUUGGGAGAGACUCUCUAUACUUGCAAAUCUCACGUCUACACAAGAACUUUCCAUUAAACUAGAUGCAUCAAAAAAACGAUUAAAUUGGCAGUUAACUUCCACAGCAGAGAAGGUAGAAAGGCUGCAGAGCAAGUGUGAGUCAUCCCAUUCUGAAAUAGAGCUGCUGAGAAAACAACUGGGAAAUGAAAGAGCAUCUAUGAAAAACCUGGAAUCUUUGCUUGUGUCCAAUCGUGAGAAAGAAUUUCAGUCACAGAUAGCAAAGCAAGAGAAAGACUCUGAAAUUCAGUUUCUCAAGGAACAGCUUUCUUUAGCAGAAAAUAAACUUGCUGUGCAGAGUCGAGAUUUUACUCAGCUCAGAAAUAGAGCAGCUCAGCUAGAGUCGGAACUGGAUAUCACCAAAAGACAGCUGGGGACUGAGCGCUUUGAAAGGGAACGUGCUGUACAGGAGCUUCGAUGCCAGAAUCGUACAAUCUCGUAUCAGUUAAGCUCUACGUUAAGAACAUCAUCACCUGAACAUUCCCAUCAUCGAUCUCCUGAUUGGUCUCUGGACUGGUCCCUGGAAGAGUAAG
This is a messenger RNA of Gymnogyps californianus (California condor), 1784 nucleotides long. It is a transcript of the gene TSGA10, whose product is annotated as testis specific 10. NCBI's taxonomy places the organism in Eukaryota, Metazoa, Chordata, Aves, Accipitriformes, Cathartidae. The record is from RefSeq and is a predicted model, not a curated record.